AUGUUGGACACUCCUGAGAUUGUGCUUGAACAAUUCCGUGUUUCUCCUCAGAAUGGAUUCCUUCCUGCUAUACCUCCGUUGCGAAGGCUUGAGAAUCCUUACUACGAGCCGUGGGAGAGUAUUGUUUGUGAUCUCCCAACUUAUAUCAAGAACGGGAGCAUCAGACAGAAAAUAGACUGUCUGCCCGUUCUGUCAACCUCAAUGCUCGAAGACGAGUCAGAAUGGAGGAGAGCCUAUGUCGUACUGGCCUAUCUCACGCAUGCAUACGUAUGGGGAGGCGAAAAGCCGUCAGAGAGACUACCGCCAGCCAUCUCGUGUCCCUUUCUCGACGUCUCCUCUCACCUAGAACUCCCAGCAUGCGCUACAUAUGCUGCCGUUUGUCUUUGGAACUUCGCAGCCAACAACGACCAAACAGACCUCACCGAUCCUGACGAUUUCUGCGUAAACACCUCUUUCACAGGCACAAAGGAUGAGGAAUGGUUCUUCAUAGUCUCUGCUGCCAUUGAAGCAACAGGAGCGAAGCUCUUCCCGAUAAUGCUAAACGCAAUCCACGCGGUUAAUGUCAACGAUGCUCCUACUGUGGUCACUUCCCUCAACCGCGUUUGCGAAGGAAUCAGAAAAAUCGCUAUCAUUCUGCAACGGAUGUUCGAAAAGUGCGGCCCAUCUGUGUUCUUCCACCAGAUUCGACCUUUUCUGGCUGGGAGCAAGAACAUGGCCACGGCUGGACUGCCCAACGGGGUUUUCUAUGAUGUGGGAGACGGACAGGGUGAGUGGCGCCAAUACAGCGGAGGAAGUAAUGCACAGAGCUCGUUGAUUCAGACUUUCGAUAUCUUUCUUGGUGUGCACCAUUCUGCGACGGGAGAGGUCAAUUCUGAUGCUGCCGGUCAGCAGCCAGGUAAAACUAGUUACUUACAGGAAAUGCGCAGCUAUAUGCCCGGACCUCACCGACGAUUCCUCGAAAUGCUUACCCGUCUCUCCAACAUCCGAUCAUACGCCAUGAAACAAAGGCCCGGCUCCGCAGUCAGAGAUGCAUACAACACCACCGCGAUGACUCUUGGAUCCUUCCGCGACAUCCAUAUCCAACUUGUCUCACGGUACAUUGUCAUGGCAUCUAAGACACGGCCAAUUGACGAUUAUGCAGAAAAGACAAAUCUCGCAACGGCGACUGCCAAACACACACGAACCACGGAGAAACACAAAGUGUCUCUUACCGGGACUGGAGGAACGGAUUUGAUUCCAUUUCUUAGACGGACUAGGGAUACGACAAAGGCCGCGGCAAAUUACAUGGACUCGGCUAUUCUUUGA
Molecule: messenger RNA, 1305 nt
Organism: Aspergillus ruber CBS 135680
Lineage: Eukaryota; Fungi; Ascomycota; Eurotiomycetes; Eurotiales; Aspergillaceae
Product: indoleamine 2,3-dioxygenase
Exons: 3
Coding region: 1-1305 (434 amino acids)
Biological process (GO): 'de novo' NAD+ biosynthetic process from L-tryptophan
Cellular component (GO): cytoplasm
Molecular function (GO): metal ion binding; heme binding; indoleamine 2,3-dioxygenase activity
Source: RefSeq, a predicted model, not a curated record